ACUAAUAUAAAUCAAUACACACACUGCUGUUAUGGCAGUGUAGUGCGGGAUCGCGUGCGGAUUUGUACCAAACUUUACAUUUUUUAUUUGAGCUUUUAUCAUUUACCGGAUAAUAUGGCUAUCCAAUAUAAUAGACAUCAAUUUCUAUUGUUAAUUCAUAUUCUAUGUUAUGCUGCAAUAAUUCAUGGCAUUUUAUUGGAUACAAAUGAUGCUGAAAUUUGUAAUCUGCUGUGUGAACAAUGUAACGCUUCUGCAGUUUUUUCGGAUGACUAUUGUGAAUGCAAUUUUUCUGAUGAUAAUGAUGAAGGUACAGAAUGCAUACAGCGUUUACAAAGGGAAAUUCAGACUAUCGACCUGAAUGUACUUUCUGAUGACCUCACGGAUGAGGAGCGAAGUGUGCGUUCUAUUUUAAAAUCUAGACGUCGUCUCAGAAUGGGAGAUGCCGACAAAGUGGCACAGUAUUUUAUUAAUGGAGGACCAUCGGCUGGUCACUCCCAUUUUUUCGGAGCGUAUAAUGCGGCUUACGAUAGUGCCGAUCCUAGGACAAAUUCGUUUUCGGGCGUAGCUGACAAAAAUAAUCCCGAAAGUGAAUUUUAUGAUGAUGUAUCAUCACACGUAUCGUUAACCAGUCCCAUUUCACGGAGUACAUACAACUCUCCAUUGUAUGUGCUACCAGAGGCCGCAAAGCACGAGGAUCCAGCUACGCUCGACGCAAGAGAGAGAUCUUUGACCGGAUCAGCGAACUCGGUCCUCAAUUAUCCACCAAAUGGAUGGUAUGAUUUAUUAAGUCCGCUGUUGGGAACUUAUCCGUACGGAGGAUACAGAUACGGAGUGCCUCUUCACCACAGCGUACUAAGAACGGCUACUCUUCCGUCGCAAUUAUUACACAAUUUAUUUGCACAUCGUUUACCAAACCGUUAUCCCAUGUAUCAUGGCAGCAUCGUCAGAAGCGCUAAUCCAUUACAAGAUAGUUUACCCUUCGUCGACAGAUCAUGCAAAAAUGUCGAUGAUGAUGCUGCUUUAUAUGAUUCUUCCACCGCCAGAAAUAACGCGGAUAAAUCUGUCGCGUACAAUGUUGGUGAAAGUAUUCCUGGAUCAGACUUCCCAGUUCAAUUCUCGCAAUUCAUAAAGCCAUAUAUUUUCGGCACAGACACAUUACAUCAACCAAUGCAAUAUCGAUACUUUGGUUCUCCGAAUCCUCAAUAUCCUUAUUACAACCCUUUGAUCAGUGUACUCAAUCCUUUAAAUGGAUAUAUUCUCCAACCUAUCCCGCAAAGUUUAUCAGAUCAGCUAAUUUCGGCGCCUAAUCCAACUUCAUGUUACACGAAUAACGCAAAUUCUGAACAGCGAAGUGAUGCUGCAGUUCUUACCGAUAAAAUUGUAAAUGCUGAUGAUAAAACAAAAGGGCUUAAUAUAAUUGCAGAUAUCAUUUCUAAAGAAGAAAAUAAAGCAGAUAGUGGAGGCAGUCAAUAACAAAAUAUAAAUUAAAUAUCUCCAACUUGGAUGUAUUUGUAAUUUAAAGGUUUUUCUAAUAUUAUUGUAUUAUGAUUUUAUAGGAAACUACAUUUUCUUAGAACUUUUCUAUUAUAUUUUCUUUUAUAUAGACAUAUAUAUUUUUUUAAUAUUUAUAUAUAUAUAUAUAUAUGCGUAUAUGUACAUACAUGCACGUACGCAUAUCAUUCAGACAUCUUAUAUAAUAAAAAAUAUGUGCAAACCAAG
Messenger RNA from Ooceraea biroi (clonal raider ant), 1719 nucleotides. RefSeq lists its product as uncharacterized. NCBI's taxonomy places the organism in Eukaryota, Metazoa, Arthropoda, Insecta, Hymenoptera, Formicidae. The record is from RefSeq and is a predicted model, not a curated record.